UGUGUGUGAGUGUGUGUUCCGGAAAAUCUGUGUUAAAUUCUCAGCUAUGGGAGACCAGAGCCCGGGCCGGCUAAGUGUGAUGAGGGUGCUCACUGCAGCACUGUUUGUGGUCACACUCCAGUGUUCCUGGGCCCUGAGCCCCACCGACUGCACUGCUGCUGAGCCUGAGGCUGAGAAAGCUCUAGAGCUGAUCAAUAAAGGGCGACGGAGUGGCUAUCAUUUCCUGCUGCUGCGGGUCGCUGAUGCCCACUUGGAUAGAGCGGAACCUGCAACUGUGUAUUAUUUAGUCUUAGAUGUGCAGGAGUCUGACUGUUGGGUCCUAUCUGGGAAACACCUGGAGGCCUGUGAAGCAGCUUCUAGACGAACAUCCGAGAUAGUGAUCGGACAGUGUAAGGUGAUAGCUACAAGAUACUCAAAUGAAACUCAGGAUCUCAUAGUGAAUGCCUUUAACUGCACCACAAGUUCUGUUUCGUCAGCUCUGCGCAAUACCAAAGACAGUCCUGUCCUCUACGAUUUCUUCGAGGACACUGAGCCCUUCAGAAAACAAGCGGACAAAGCCCUUGACAAGUACAAAAGCGAGAACGAUGCUUUUGCUUCUUUCAGAGUGGACCAAGUAGCGCGAGUCAUAAGGGCGAGAGGAGGGGAAGGAACUGUUUACUUUGUGGAUUUCUCUGUGAGGAACUGCUCUGCGUACAGUCAUUUCCCCAGAGGACCUAACCUCUUUGGAUUCUGUAGAGCAGAUUUGAAGUAUGAUGUAGAAGCUUCUGAUUUGGAAACCCCGAUAAACAUUGCCAUAAACUGUGAAGUCUUUCACUUUGAGGAGUGUAGAAACGUCAGUGGUAUGCCGCCUCACAGGGGCCAUCCCCACCACUUUGGCAGGUGGAAGCAUCCAUUUAACCCAAAUAGAUCCAGAGAUCAUCAUCAUCCCCACAAGCCACAUAAAGUUGGAUACCCACCUCCCCCAGAAGAGAAAAAUAAAUCAGACCGACCACCACUGCCUCCUCCAGUGAUAGGAUGUCUUCACCAUCCUUUUGGUACCCAUAGAACCCACACACCUCCUCAUAAUCAUAGUUCCAGUGAGCAUGAUCCCCAUGGACACCCUCCCCAUGGACACCGUCCCCAUGGACACCAUCCCCAUGGACACCCUCCUCAUGGACACCAUCCCCAUGGACACCCUCCCCAUGGACACCCUCCCCAUGGACACCCUCCCCAUGGACACCAUCCCCAUGGACACCCUCCCCAUGGACACCCUCCCCAUGGACACCAUCCCCAUGGACACCCUCCCCAUGGACACCAUCCCCAUGGACACCAUCCCCAUGGACACCAUCCCCACGGCCAUCAUUUCCAUGACUAUGGACCCUGUGAUCCACCAGAUGAUCAACAAUUUCUCAAAGAUCUCCACCGUAAUGGUCAUGGUCCUGGUCCUGGUCAUGGUUAUGGUCAUGGUCCUGGUCAUGGUCAUGGUCCACCACAUAGGCACUCAGGAGAAAGAGGUCCAGGUAAAGGACGCUUUCCUUUCCAUAAAAAAGAAAUUGGAUAUGUUUACCGACUCCCUCCACUAAAUAUAGGUGAAGUUCUUCCUCUGCCUGAAGCCAAUUUCCCCAGUUUCCCAUCUCCAAACUGCAGCAGUUCCCUACAGCCCUUCCCUCAACCAGCUCCUCCCUCUGAGUCAUGUCCAGGGAAGUUCAAGACUGACUUCCCACAACUUGCCAAAUUUUUUGCAUACACAUCUUUAAAAUAAAACCUGAUUCCUUAAAAGAGAAAAAAGGAAUAAUGUUGUGAGUGAGAAUCAUGAAUAAAAUGUGACCGACGAUAAAUGAAAA
Molecule: messenger RNA, 1823 nt
Organism: Chinchilla lanigera (long-tailed chinchilla)
Lineage: Eukaryota; Metazoa; Chordata; Mammalia; Rodentia; Chinchillidae
Gene: Hrg
Product: histidine-rich glycoprotein
Exons: 7
Coding region: 47-1741 (564 amino acids)
Biological process (GO): negative regulation of endopeptidase activity; negative regulation of fibrinolysis; regulation of platelet activation
Cellular component (GO): endolysosome; blood microparticle; extracellular region
Molecular function (GO): serine-type endopeptidase inhibitor activity; heparin binding; cysteine-type endopeptidase inhibitor activity
Source: RefSeq, a predicted model, not a curated record